Messenger RNA from Lathyrus oleraceus (garden pea), 1336 nucleotides. RefSeq names its product perakine reductase. The record is from RefSeq and is a predicted model, not a curated record. The transcript is spliced from 7 exons. Lineage: Eukaryota; Viridiplantae; Streptophyta; Magnoliopsida; Fabales; Fabaceae. Gene Ontology annotation, cellular component: cytoplasm. Bases 68 to 1093 code for a protein of 341 amino acids.
AUCAUAGAGACAUGUUUUAAAAGGGGACCAGGCAUUAACCUCAAAGAAAAAGAGAAAAGAAACAAAAAUGGGAGAUAUUCCUAGAGUGAAGCUUGGUAGCCAAGGUUUAGAGGUUUCAAAGUUGGGAUUUGGUUGCUCUGGCAUCACAAGAAAGUAUUACCCCCAUGUUCCAGAAGAAGUUGCCAUCUCUUUGAUCAAAUAUGCAUUCGACAAAGGAAUCACCUUCUUUGAUACAGCAGAUGUUUAUGGACCUCAUGGAACCAAUGAAAUCAUUGUCGGAAAGGCAUUGAAGGACUUACCUCGCGAAGAGAUUCAGAUUGCGACAAAGUUUGGAAUAGUGAAAAUGGAACCAAACAAUAUCCUAGUAAAUGGUUCACCAGAAUAUGUUCGAUCAUGUUGUGAAGCAAGCCUCCAACGCCUUGGAGUAGAAUAUAUUGAUCUCUAUUAUCAGCAUCGUGUUGAUACCACAAUACCGAUUGAGGAUACCAUGAAAGAGCUUAAAAAGUUGGUGGAAGAAGGAAAGAUAAAGUACAUAGGGUUAUCUGAAGCUAGUCCCGACACCAUUAGAAGAGCACAUGCUGUUCAUCCUGUUACUGCUGUUCAAAUGGAGUGGUCCCUUUGGACUCGCGAAAUUGAGGAGGAUAUUGUUCCACUUUGCAGGGAACUUGGAAUUGGAAUAGUACCAUACAGUCCUCUUGGCCAAGGGUUUUUCUGUGGCAAGGCUGUUCCGGAAGGAAUACCUACAAACAGUAGUUUUCUGGUUUCACAUCCAAGGUUACAAGGAGAGAAUCUUGACAAGAACAAGAUCUUAUAUUCUAGGAUACAAAAGUUGUCCGAGAAACAUAAAUGUACAACUUCACAACUCGCUCUUUCAUGGAUUCUUCAUCAAGGAGACUUUGUGGUACCAAUCCCUGGAACAACCAAGACAAAAAAUGUUGAUAGUAACGUUGGUUCAUUUGAAGUGAAGCUGAGCAAGGAUGAUUUGAAGGAGAUUACAGAUGCAAUACCAAUAUCUGAGGUGGCAGGAUAUAGAAUGGCUGAUAUUUAUGUUAAGUGCUCAUGGAAGUUUGCUAAUACUCCACCAAAAGCAUAGCUAAAUAAUCCAAGUUAUGCAAUAAAGAAAUCAUAUGUAUUUGCUAUGUAUUUCCAUCAUAUAUACACAUAUAGAACCACUCGAAUAUGAAGAAACCACAAUCCCUAAAUAACUAGCCUCAAAGAUUAAUUGUAACCCUCAAAUCCUUUUACAAGGCUCAACCGAUUUUGAUCACAUUAUUCUUGUAAAACCAUUUGUAGUUUUGGAAUCAACUUCAAUUAGUUAUGUCGCUAAGUUUAUAAA